AUGGACGCCUGCGCCAACGACCGGUUUGAGACCCAGACACGGACCGCGGUGGAGGUGUCCGUCCGGGCCACCUUCGCCGCGCUGGGGCGGGACGGUGCCGCGGGCGGAGGAGGCGGGAAAGCAGCAGCGACGACGACGUGUUCCAACCUCCGGGAGCUGGGGAGAAAUUUAACCGCCAAAAUAACCGAGCUCUACCGAGACGCGUCCUCCGGGCUGCUGCGGGAGAACCGGGCUCUGAGGGCGAAGGUGGGGCAGCUGGAGGCCGAGCUGAAGAGCAACCUCGCGGCCGGCUUUCAGCUGGAGAGUCGGCUGCGGAGCCAGGUGGGCCGGCUGAGGAGGGAGGCGGCUCACCUGGACCGGGAGGGAGAGAGGACUCUGACCGGGCCGGUCCAUGUGCUGCUGCAGGGCGGAUCAGUGCUCGGGAGCCCCGUUGUGUCCCUGUACACCAAUCAGAUGGUGUCGGACCCUGCAGCUCUGUCGGUGGCCAUCCUGAGCUCUUCAGUGGCCACAGGUCAGACCUGGGCUCAGCGCUCUGCCCCUCUGAUGGUGACAAGUCAGCCUCUGCCCAACCUCGCCUCCGUGCCUGUCAAUCUUCACCUGACACCUCAGGGCGCUGCUGCUGCUGCUGUACUGACCAUGACACAGACUUCCCAGAACCCCCUGCAGUCUGCACCGACAGCGAACAGUCAGGUGACCCCCGAUCUUCAAACCUCACUGAAGGCCACGGGGAAGGCUGCUGACGGUCCACCGGGUUUCACGGCGGAGGAGAACAAACCCGUGGCCUCAUCAGGGGUCACCUCUGAAACUCAGGGAACCUUGACCAAGCUCAGCGAGGACAAACCUGAAGAGGCUGGAGGAAAGUCAGCAGGCCUCGGGAAGGGUAACAGCCAGGAGAAAAACCGAAGGAGGAAGGAGAAGAAUCAGCAGAAGCGAGUCUUCUGUGAGAAAUGCAACAAAGGUUUCCACUACCGACAUCAGCUGAAGCAACACAUGAGCUGUCACGACAAGCCUUUCUCCUGCGACCAGUGCGACAAGCGCUUCCACGAGGAGAAGACUCUCCAAACUCACCUACAGGCCCACAAGGUGAGAACGGCAAGAGACAGGAAAAGUCAGCAAAUGUGGCCUUGUAGCCAGUGUGACAAACAAUUCAGACUCCAGAAAAACCUCGAAGCACACCUGCUACGCCAUCAAGCGCAGAAAAUAUCCUUCAAGUGCUCUGUUUGCGAGAAGACGUACGGUAAGCUGCGUCUGCUGAAACGACACGAGGCCGUCCACACCGGGGUCCGGCCCUUCAUCUGCGACACCUGCGGGAAACGGUUUACCACCAAGAGCGUCCUGCAGGAGCACCGGUCCAUUCACAGCGGAGAAAAACCUUUCACCUGUGCCACCUGUGGGAAGACUUUCAGGACAUCUGCCCAUCUGUUUUCUCACAAGAGAGUGCACUCGGAGGAGCGGCCGUUCAAAUGCUCCGACUGCGGCAAGGCGUUCAAGCUGAAACGAGCUCUGGUGCAGCACCAGAUCGUCCACACGGGGGAGAAACCCUUCGUCUGCCAGAUGUGCGGAAUCGGAUUCGGCCUCAAGAACAACCUCCAGAGACAUCUCCGUGUCCACACAGGUGAGAAACCUUUCAGGUGCGAGGAAUGUGGGGAGCAGUUCUCAGGGACAUGGGCGUUCAAGACCCACAUGCUGGUUCACGGCGCCAAGAAACCAUUUAUGUGUGACCUGUGUGGGAAGAUGUUUUUCUACAGCUCUAAACUGCUGGAGCAUCAACAGGUGGUGCACCAGGACCAGGAGAUGUUACAGAAUCAGCAGAGAGAAAAACCUGCAGGCCUCAAAUCCUUCAGCUGUCCGGUCUGUCAGAAAUGUUUCUCCAGCGCCAGCACUUUGAGAGUUCACGAACAAAGCCACACAGAAGAAAACAAAUUAAUCUGCGCUACCUGUGGGAAGUCUUUCCACCGAAAAUGUACGUUUGUCUACCACAUGCGACGUCACGGUGAGGAGAAGCUCAACAACUGCGGCGUGUGCGGCAAGAGAUUCCUGCAGCCGAGCCGUCUAAAGGAGCACAUGACGCUCCACACCGGAGAGAAAAGGUACACGUGCGAGCAGUGCGGCAAAGCCUUCAGGACGCGCAACAACUUCUACCGACACGCUAAACUCCACAGAGGAGAGCGGCCGUACGAAUGCCAGGUCUGCAGCAGUAAGUUCAGCCAGUCCAACCAGCUGAAGUCGCACAUGCGGAUCCACACCGGGGUGAAGCUGUACUCCUGUGACCGCUGCAGUCGGGCUUCUCCAGCUGCAGGCAGCUCAAGAAGCACCGCUGUGGUGACGCUUGACGUCGAAGACCUGAAUCUUUUUGAUGUGAGAGACAUGAACUUGUGGAAAUGA
Xiphias gladius (swordfish) is the source of this 2385-nucleotide messenger RNA. RefSeq names its product zinc finger protein 708-like. The record is from RefSeq and is a predicted model, not a curated record. NCBI's taxonomy places the organism in Eukaryota, Metazoa, Chordata, Actinopteri, Istiophoriformes, Xiphiidae. Gene Ontology annotation, molecular function: DNA-binding transcription factor activity, RNA polymerase II-specific; RNA polymerase II transcription regulatory region sequence-specific DNA binding. Gene Ontology annotation, biological process: regulation of transcription by RNA polymerase II. The transcript is spliced from 6 exons. Gene Ontology annotation, cellular component: nucleus. The coding region runs from base 1 to 2385 and encodes 794 amino acids.